Messenger RNA from Lactuca sativa (garden lettuce), 1734 nucleotides. RefSeq names its product root UVB sensitive protein (Protein of unknown function, DUF647) (gene RUS5). The record is from RefSeq and is a predicted model, not a curated record. NCBI's taxonomy places the organism in Eukaryota, Viridiplantae, Streptophyta, Magnoliopsida, Asterales, Asteraceae.
UAGAGUAAUAACCGAUCAGGUAACCUCAACCCACCAUCGAAGGUCUUGCUGCUUUGUCUCCUUCCACAAAAAUGGAGAGAAGGCUCGAAUCAGUUAUAAACCCUAAACCCCUCUAAUCAUAGCUCCCAUUUCCUACUACAAAAUGUCAUUCGCUUUGCAGCUCUCCUUCCCAAAUUUCGAUUUUAACACUGCCACUAGGCCGCAGAGGAUUCAAUUUGUAUGCAACGCUUCUUCUAAGCAAACUAAUUCUUCGAAACAAGAGUCUGAAGAUGAUACUCAACGUACAAGUGAUGAGCAUAGGGUUGUUUUGGUGGAAAGAUAUGGGAAUGGAACUUCAAAGAGGUAUAUACUGGAUGACAAGUUUCAACUUACAACAUUUCUUGAAGAUGACACCAAAUCUAAUGGAUAUUCUUCAAAAGAAUUGCCAUGGCUUCCUGAUAUAGUUAAAGAUUUUGUUCUUCCUGCUGGCUUCCCAGGAUCUGUUUCAGAUGAUUACUUGGAAUACAUGUUGUUACAGUUUCCAACCAAUGUCACUGGAUGGAUUUGUCACACAUUGGUCACUUCAAGUCUUCUAAAGGCAUUUGGUUUGGACUAUUCUUCUGGAACCACAGCUGCAGCUUCUGCUGCUGCCAUCAGAUGGGUAUCAAAAGAUGGGAUUGGUGCCAUUGGGCGUUUUUUCAUUGGUGGAAGAUUUGGAAAUCUUUUUGAUGAUGAUCCAAAACAAUGGCGAAUGUAUGCAGACUUCAUUGGAAGUGCUGGAAGCAUCUUUGAUCUCACUACACCUCUCUAUCCUGCAUAUUUCCUGCCACUAGCAUCUCUAGGGAAUCUUGCAAAGGCUGUGGCAAGAGGGCUAAAGGAUCCUUCACUUCGUGUGAUUCAAAAUCAUUUUGCUAUUUCAGGCAAUCUUGGGGAUGUGGCAGCAAAGGAAGAAGUUUGGGAAGUAUCUGCACAACUCCUUGGCCUUGGUCUUGGCAUAUUGGUCUUGUCUACACCAGGUGUUGUGAAAUCAUAUCCAGUUUUAGCAUCAACAUGGAUGACUAUUCGCCUUCUUCACCUUUGGCUUCGUUACCUCUCUCUUUCAGUUCUUCAGUUUGACUCAGUAAAUCUAAAACGUGCCCGGAUAUUGGUUAACUUGCAUGUUUCAAACUCCAAAGUUCUAGGAUGUGAGGAAUGCAAUAAAAUGGAGAAUAUCUUAUCAUGGGAGAAAUUUUCGGUUCCACAAAUUGCCUUUGGUGUGCCUUUUUCUGACAUGCUUGUUGGAGAAAGAUCAGGCCUCAAGGUGAAGAUGCUUCUGAAACUGUAUGCUAAGGAAAAAUAUAUUCUUGUGGUGAACCAACAGCCUUUCAAGGAUUUUGAGACCCUUGUCUGCUUUAAGGAAGGAGCCACAAGUCUCUCGGUGCUUCGAAGUGUUUGGCAGACAUAUUGGCUGUAUAAGAAUCAAGACAAACAAAAGGAUGGUUUUGAUGACCUGAAAGAAAGUCUGAAUGAACUUAAUGAUCAAUUUGAGAACUUUUUACAACAAUUGAGAGACGUUGGAUGGGACAUUGAUCAAAUAAACUUGAAAGUUCGUAAGGAUGUUUCUAUCCAAGAAUUGCAUGUGGAUUAAUCGUGUUUUGGAGUCCAAGGCUUUUUCUUUUUCUUCUUUUUUUGAACAUAUGAAUGGAUCCACUAGAUACAAUGUUGGAUGUCAAUAAGACAUGUUAUCAAUAAAAUAUAGCAUUUUUUUGUUUUGUA